Messenger RNA from Marasmius oreades (fairy-ring Marasmius), 615 nucleotides. RefSeq lists its product as uncharacterized. Gene Ontology annotation, molecular function: metal ion binding; superoxide dismutase activity. The transcript is spliced from 4 exons. Gene Ontology annotation, biological process: superoxide metabolic process. The record is from RefSeq and is a predicted model, not a curated record. Gene Ontology annotation, cellular component: mitochondrion. Bases 1 to 615 code for a protein of 204 amino acids. NCBI's taxonomy places the organism in Eukaryota, Fungi, Basidiomycota, Agaricomycetes, Agaricales, Marasmiaceae.
AUGCCGGUUACUCUUCCUGAUCUUGACUAUCCACAUGAUGGACUUGAGCCUUACAUUUCGAAAGAAAUCAUGUGCCUUCAUCACUUGAAGCAUCAUCAGGCCUACGUUACGGCCUAUAACGCAGCUGAGGAGGCCCUCAAGAAGGCAUGUACGCCCAAGGAACAGAUCAGGCUACAGGCAGCUAUCAAUUUCAACGGAGGCGGUCAUAUCAAUCACUCCUUGUUUUGGAAGAACCUUGCACCAAAGGCGUCUGGAAAAUGCGAACCAUGCGGUGGACUCAAGAAAGCCAUCGUUGAUGGGUUUGGUAGCGUCGAAAACUUCAAGAAGGAGUUCAAUGAUACCACUAUUGCAAUUCAGGGAUCCGGAUGGGGAUGGUUGGUUUAUAACAACAAAACUAAGCAGAUCGAAAUCACAACUACUUCAAACCAGGAUAUCCUCAUAGCAAAGUAUUGCCCCAUUAUCGGGGUCGACAUUUGGGAACACGCUUUUUAUCUCCAGUAUAAAAAUGUCAAAAAAGAUUACUUGGACGCCAUUUGGAAUGUCAUCAACUUCGAAGAAGCCGAGAGGCGCUAUCAAUGUGCGGCUAGUGGCAAACCGGAAUGUGGCUCGCUCUGA